Messenger RNA from Arabidopsis thaliana (thale cress), 2094 nucleotides. RefSeq names its product zinc finger (C3HC4-type RING finger) family protein / BRCT domain-containing protein. The transcript is spliced from 4 exons. Gene Ontology annotation, molecular function: metal ion binding. The record is from RefSeq and is marked reviewed. Bases 781 to 1737 code for a protein of 318 amino acids. Lineage: Eukaryota; Viridiplantae; Streptophyta; Magnoliopsida; Brassicales; Brassicaceae.
GAAAUUUUUUGAUAUUUUUAAAUUCCCGCCAGACUCCCAUCUAAAUUUCGCUUCUCCUUUAGCCAUUUGCUUCCAUUGUCACGGACCUGAGAAAGAAGGGGAAGAGAGAUUGAAGCAAACAAAGAGAUAAUCGCAGCAACUUUGUACCAAUUAGACCAGGUAAUUCUUCUCCAAUAAAGAAAUUGCAAUUUCUAAGGUUUCAUUGUUCGAUUUCUGUAAAAAGGUUUUUGAUUUCUCAAUUCAAUUGCUGAAAUUUGGUUCAGUUACCUCGAUUUUAAGUUUAGGGUUUACCGAUUCUGGCCCAUUUGAUACGAAAGAUGUAAGCUUUUCCCAAUAUUGAAUCCCCUUGGCUAUAUAGGGGUUUAAUCGCACAAUUUGAUUUAGAAGAAAUUGUUGCAAUCCCCAAUUUACGUUUUUCAUUUGGGUCUGAUAUUUGUAGGUAUGGAAAAUGUGGUUGCAACUGUGAGUGGUUAUCAUGGAUCCGAUAGGUUUAAGCUCAUCAAGCUUAUUUCUCAUUCUGGAGCAAGUUAUGUUGGGGCAAUGUCAAGAUCUAUUACACAUUUGGUUUGUGUAGAUUGUUCUGUUCUGUUUAUGUGAUUCAUUACCACUGUGGAGAAAUGAAGACAUACCCUUUUGUUUAAUUGGUUAUGUGUGUAGGUGUGUUGGAAAUUUGAGGGCAAAAAGUACGAUCUUGCAAAGAAGUUUGGUACAGUAGUAGUGAAUCAUCGAUGGGUGGAAGAAUGUGUAAAGGAAGGGAGAAGAGUUUCCGAGACGCCUUAUAUGUUUGAUAGUGGAGAAGAGGUUGGACCUUUGAUGAUUGAACUACCUGCAGUUUCUGAGGAAGCUAAAGUCACUAAGAAAGUGAAUAAGGCUUCUGAAACUUUUGAUAAAUACUUUAGUAAUGGUGGAGAAAACCGGAGUGGCUCCACUUCUGAGCUUGCCACUUGGAUGGAGAAAAAUGUAGAAGCAAACAGACACUCAGUGCGAUUAAGAACAAAGAGGCCGAGUAGUAUUCUUGAAAACAAGGAAAACAGUGGUGUGGCAGAAUCUUCACGGAAAGGAAAAAAGCGGGUAGUAAAGCAACGCUCUUACAGAAACCUUAUCGACCUUGAAUCUGAUGAGGAAUCUGAUAAUAACCAUCAUGACAACUCUGAUGAGAACCAAAAUGAGACUCAGGAUCAUAGAGAGCCUGCUGAUGAAAAUGUGAGGGGUUUUGUUUUCGAACAAGGAGAAACAUCAGCUCUUCGACAUCCUGGAGACUUGGCAACACCAAACUGGGAUGUAGAUGAAAUAGAGGAGUCUGAGAAUUGGAGUCAUUCAGCUGUUUUUAAACGCCCUAGAUCAUUUAGUCCAGAGAUAAAACCACAAGAUGAUGAUGAGUCAACAAGAGAAGAGACAGAAGCAACUGAGAAGGCUCCUGCACAAGUUUCUUGUAUCAUAUGCUGGACCGAGUUCAGUUCCAGUAGAGGCAUUCUCCCUUGCGGCCACAGGUUUUGUUAUUCAUGCAUCCAAAAAUGGGCAGACCGUUUGGUUUCAGAAAGAAAGAAAACAACAUGUCCACUGUGCAAGUCCAAUUUCAUCACAAUCACAAAGAUAGAAGACGCUGAUUCUUCCGAUCAAAAGAUAUACUCACAAACAGUCCCUGACUUAUCUUCAACAAAUAACAUUCUUGUAGUACUCCCUGAAGAAGAAGAACAAAGACAAACUCUCAAUCCACUGGUAAGCCGAGAGUAUUGAGCUACUACGCGAUCUUGUUCUUGAUAGCAACAACAUUCUAUUGUGUUUUGUUUUUUUCUCCUGCAGACUCGAGCUUCAGGUUGCAGCAGAUGCUACUUGACUGAGCCAGAGGAGCUUCUGAUAAGAUGUCACCUCUGCAAUUUCCGGCGAAUCCACUCCUAUUGUUUAGACCCUUAUCUGCUUCCUUGGACCUGUAACCAUUGCAAUGAUCUUCAGAUGAUGUACCACCGUCGCAACUACUAAAUAUAUACGUAUGACAAUAAUGUUUUGAUAUUUGAAAUGAUGGACAAAAUAUCCUCCCAUUGUUUAUGGAGAAAAAUUUAUUUAUAAUUGAUUUAAAUGAAGUUCUUGGUUAAA